Spinacia oleracea (spinach) is the source of this 1608-nucleotide messenger RNA. RefSeq lists its product as uncharacterized. The coding region runs from base 339 to 1394 and encodes 351 amino acids. The transcript has a single exon. NCBI's taxonomy places the organism in Eukaryota, Viridiplantae, Streptophyta, Magnoliopsida, Caryophyllales, Amaranthaceae. The record is from RefSeq and is a predicted model, not a curated record.
CCUAUCCAUUCAUCCAAAACCACCAUUUUUCCAAACGUCCCCUCCAAACUACCACCAACAAUUUAGAGAGAGAAAGAGAAAACUAGACAGAGAAAUUUCCAUCAUUAGCAUAUUAUUAAAGGGGAUUAGGGGACAAUCAUCAAACAAACCCCUUUGCUUAUUUCUUCAUCUUACUUCCUCAAAAAAAACAGAGGAAAAAAACAGGGGAAUUUAUUUCAACUAAGUACCCUCAUUUAUAAGCUAACAUAUAUCAACAUCAUUUUUGCUUCAUUUUCACAUCACUUUCUUUAGUUACCUACUUUUCUUAUAAAUCACCUUACAAAAAUUUGUACAUUUUCAUGGAAGAUAAUCCAUUAAUUUCAAUGGCAAGAGCAGGAAAAAUCGUUCGAAAAUCGGUUUAUACAUUCCUUCAACACUACCAAUACUUCACCUCAAUAGCUGCCUUCAUAGCUCUUCCUUUCUCAAUUUCAGUCCUCAUAUCUCAAGCAAUUGUUCCUCGCUCGUUCGCGCUCCUCCCCACCGUGUAUGGCCGCCUUCACACGGUGUUUCUCGCGGCAGGGUUCCCUCCUUACUCCGAUUUCUUCUCCCUUCUCAGCCUUAAACUUUCUCAAACAAUCUCAUCAUCUAUUGUUACUCUCCCUUUCACCCUCUCUUUUCUUCUCUUAGCAAAAGCCUCAAUCAUCCAUUUCUUCACACAUAAGACUAAUAAUAAUCAACAAAAAACACCACCUUCUUCUUCUUCUUCUUCUUUUAUAGCCCUUUAUCACCCUAUUCUCUCCACCCAUAUAUGCAACACUUUCAUCAUCUUCGCCGCAAAUGCAACAUGCUUCUCCCUCCUUUUCUUGGCAUUCAACUUCAUCGAAGGCUUCCACCUUAGCUCUCCAAAAUGGGUGCUCCUCUUCUCGGUUCUUGGGUCGGUGUUCUACUCCAUAAUCCUUGCGAAUUCUUUCGUUGUUUGUAGUUUGGCAUUGGUGUCAUCGGGAAUAGAAAGGAGAGGUGGAUUUUUAUCUGUACUUAAAGCAUGUGUUUCAAUACGAGGUAAAACCUCCACCGCGUUGGCCUUAGCUGUGCCUACGAAUCUCGGCCUCGCCGCGGUGGAGGCGUUGUUCCAUUUCAGGAUAAUCGCCACCGCUCAACACCACCCUAAUAGUAGUAGUGCCGCCUUGUGGCUGGUGGCGCUCGAGGGGGUGCUCAUCGCUUACAUUUACUCCGUCCUCGUUGUUCUUGAUGUGAUCAUGAGUUGCUUGUUCUACCAAUGUUGCGAAAACGAUCAACUUUUCCUUCAACAAUUCACUCAAGAUAAUAAUGGUAGCGUGACGGAGGUUGAAGAUGAAGAGUAUUGUUAUUAUGAAUAUAAUGCGGAAAAGUUGAAAGAAUUGGAGGAAUUUGUUUAAGUGUAUAAUUGGUUCAAGAAAAGGUUAGAUCAUUUUUCAAGAAUUUAAGUAUUGUUGUUUAAUUGGAAACAGAGCAUUUUGUACAGAAAUAUUACAAUGAAAAAAAAAAGAUAGAUUAUUAAAACCAAAAGAGAUGCAAACUUGCAAAGUAAAGAUGAUAAUUGAUAAAUCAUCAAAUUUUAUUAAUGAGAUUAAUUUUCAUAUUUCAAUACAA